AUGGCGACAUGGUUCAAUGUACUACGACCGACAGAAAAAUUGAAUUACACCGGAGACACUGCUGAGAUAGUGAUAGAAACGACGUGUCCGAUAACACAUGGAGAUUCGAAGGUGUGUGUAAUUAACACAUUAUUAAUUCAUAGCGAAGGUGGGACGCUAUGUGUCGACGAUAUUUUUAAGAACAUCCACACGACUAUUCAAAUGAGUUCACCGAUAGAACGGAUUACAGCAUUAAGCGAGGGGGUGGUAGUUAUAACGAAACAAUAUAUCACAUUAUAUAGUAUCGAUGUGAAUGGCCUCACCCAGAAGUGUCAAUACUCGAAUUCGUACGUCUCGAUCCCUACGGAGAGUGUGGUGUACAAUAAACAAACCCUCUUCUAUAACACAUCAAGCGGCGUUGUCUCAAUGACGUGGAAAAGUUCUGAGUUCCAGACGGUGAUGUCAUACACUAACGACAGACGAUUUGAUCUGGUGAAAGGAAUUGUAGGGGAUGAACCAUUGAAAAAGGUCGUCGGGAUUAGUAUCUCCGCGUUUGUCUGCGUCUUCGAGAGAAGAAUGGUCCUCGUCACGUCAAACAAAGUGAUUGAAAUGAAGAUGAAACUGGAGGGAAGUAUAGAAGACGUAAAACAUAACAAAAACAGAAUCUUCGUCGCGACACAAAACGACUUCUUCGUGUUCAGCCACAAAAUCACAGCACUCGAAAAACUCGAACUCUUAGGAAGGUGGAACGCUAGGGGGGCUUUAAUAUGCGUCACUGAAUAUGGAGCAAUCUUCAGAAAGGGUGGUGUUGGCUUAGUAGUUAAGUGGACGUGCGAAAUGAAAGAGGCGGUGAUGUACCGAGUCAAUGUCGGAAAGGAAUUUGAAGAUUUCAGAUUUGUGAAUGAAGAGAAGAUCUGUGAGAAGGCCGGAAAGAACAUCAUUGUGAGUCGAAUUCCGGGCGAAAGUGAAGCAAAGAUCGUGCAAUCUCAAGAAACAAAUGGAGAAGAAAAUGAAACGUUGCAAAACGAAAGAGUCGAAGAAAAAGACGAGAAAAUGCUAGAAAAAAGAGAAGAAAAAAGUGAUAAGAAUGAGAGUGAGAAGAUUGAAGAAGACGAAAAGAAAGCAAAUAAAGGAGUUGAAAAUGCAAAAGAAGAAGAGGUGGUCAUCCAAGAAAUCGUUGAGAUCCCAACAACCAGUCUCAAUGAAAAGGUCGAAAUGGAGACUCAACAAGUGGAGAACGUUGAGACUGUGAAAACGUCUCAAACCAUUGAAAACCCACAAGAAACUAUAAAGGAAGAAGUCAAAGAAGAAAUAAAAGACAAAGUGGUCAAUCCCAUCAUCGAUGAUAUUAACACAACAGUCAUGGUUGUGAGAAGCGACAAUCAACCAAGUUCAAAGACGAGUGGAAUUAUUGUGAGUAAUGGAAAUAACGAUGUUGAGUCUCUUGGGAAUAUUGAAAUCCCUGAUACAACCGAAAUUAGUCAGCCACAAGACCAAAAUACACAACCAACAACAGACCAAAUUCUUGAAGAGAAGAUGCGAAGCGAGAAGAUGAAUGAAGAGCGUGAGAAGAUGGAAAAACUGCGAGAGUUACAAAUGAAAGAACGUGAGGAGAAACUGAGAAAGCUUCGAGAGAAGAAACAAAGCCAAAAAGCCGAGAAAAUCGAACUUCAAAAGGAACUCGUUUCCCAAAGCAAUUUCCCAACUACCCCAAAAGAGAAGGUCAACCCCUCUCCACGCAAAGCAGAUGAAAGACAAAGUCCCUCCCCAACGCCAAAGAAGAAAGACAAAAAAUUGCAAAAAGAUGACGAAACAAAACCAAAAUCCCAAGGCACAACUGAGCCACAAACACCAAAGAAGAAAGAUAAAAAGAACGAAAGUCGUAAAGAGACUCCUAUUGAAAAAGAAUCAAAGAAAAAGGUCGUGGACCAGUUUAAACAGAUCGACCAAUCCCUCGCAGGUUAUUUAUCAUUCAUGAAGACGAUGGAAGACAAGCCGUACUGCUUGGAGUUUUCGGAGAUGUUGAAAGGAUUCAGAUUGUCUAAUUGA
Messenger RNA from Entamoeba invadens IP1, 2028 nucleotides. RefSeq lists its product as hypothetical. The record is from RefSeq and is a predicted model, not a curated record. Bases 1 to 2028 code for a protein of 675 amino acids. The transcript has a single exon. Lineage: Eukaryota; Evosea; Mastigamoebida; Endamoebidae.